UGCUCCGUAGGAUCCCACCAUGAGCGGCCUCGGCGACGGCUCCGCGGAUCCGGCGAUUCCCGAAUCCCGGAAGCGCAAAGGAUCCCCCUGCGACCCCGCCCAGAGCGCGGAGAAGCGGCGGCGGGAGCAGGAGCAGCGCUACCUGCACGAGCUGGCCGAGCUGCUGUCCCUGAGCCUCGGUGACAUGGACGCGCUGGCCACCAAGGCCGAGCACGGCCACGCCCUCAAAAACACCGUGGGACACCUGCGGCACCUGCGCAGGAUGCAGCACGAGAAGUGUGCCGAUGACGACGUGCAGAAAUCCGACAUCUCCUCCAGCAGCCAGGGCGUCAUCGAGAAGGAAUCUCUGGGGCCCCUCCUGCUCGAGGCCCUGGAUGGUUUUUUUUUCGUGGUGAACCGCGAGGGUCGGAUCGUGUUCGUGUCGGAGAACGUGACGGGAUAUUUGGGCUACGGGCAGGAGGAGCUGAUGAACUCCAGCGUUUACAGCAUCCUGCACGUGGGAGACCACGCCCAUUUUUCCCUGUUUUUAUUCCCAGUGAACGGGGUGCCGUGGCCGCAGGAGCCGUCGCGCCGGGGCAGCCACACGUUCCAGUGCCGGAUGUUGGUGCGGCCGCCGGACGAGGGCGGCUCCGAGAACGCGGAGCUGCGGCAGCGCUACGAGGUGAUGCAGUGCUUCACUGUGAGCCAGCCCAGAGCCUUCCAGGAGGAGGGGGAAGAUUUCCAGUCGUGUCUGAUCUGCAUCGCCCGGAGGUUGCCCCGCCCGGCGGCCCCGGCCCCCACCGAGUCCUUUGUCACCAAACAGGACACCACAGGGAAGAUCAUCUCCAUCGACACGAGCUCUCUGCGCGCCGCCGGCCGCACGGGCUGGGAGGAUCUGGUCAGGAAAUGCAUCUACGCCUUCUUCCAGCCCCAGGGCCGAGAGCCCUCCUAUGCCAAGCAGCUCUUUCAGGAAGUGAUGAGGCGGGGCACGGCGUUCAGCCCCUCGUACCGUUUCACGCUGAGCGACGGCUCGGUGCUGAGCGCUCACACCAAGUGCAAGCUGUGCUACCCCUCGAGCCCCGAGCUGCAGCCCUUCAUCAUGGGCAUCCACGUCAUCGACAGGGAUCACGGAAUUCUCCCUCCCCAGGACAGCCCCGCUCCCGGCCUGGCCCUUCCCAGAUUAAAUCCCAACAUUUCCCCGGGGUCGGGAAUGGCUUUGGCCCCUUCCCUCCCCGCAUCCAACGGCUCCGUCAUGGCCACGCCCUCUCCCCAUCCCGCCAAUUCCCAGCAGAAUUUCGGGAACGCGCUGGCGUCCAACGUUGCCUUAACCCCAAACCCCGCGGGUAAUUCCCACCCUUUGUCCCACGGCAGCUCCCCCAUGGGCAGCCCCGCCAUUCCGGCGCCGCAAUUCCUGAAUCCUCGGCACCGCGGCAGCCCGGGCUUGAUUCCCAGAUCCCGAGCUCCUCCUCCUCCUCCUCCUCCUCCUCCUCUUCCUCCUCCUGCUGCUGCUGCUGCUGCUGCUCCCGGCAAUCCCUUCUCGCCGUCCAUGCACUCCUCCGGAGGCGGGAAUUCCCGACCUUUCCCGGCAAAUCCCGACGCCAACCCGGCGGCGUCGGCGUCGUCGGCGCCGUUCCCCAGGCAGCAGAAUUCCCAAAACUCCCCCGGUCGUUUGGGCGGCAAAUCCGAAUGCAAGGAUUCCUUGGGAGAGGCCGUCCAAGGAGAGGCGGAGAAAGGGGCGGAAACGGCGCCCGGAUCCGACGGCUCCGACGGGAAAUGCCCGCAGGCCACCAGCCAGCGUCUGGUGCAGCUCCUGGCCAGCACGGCCGAGCAGCAGCUGCGGCACCACGCCGACGCCGACACCAGCUCCAAGGAUUCCUUGGCCUGCGCCGGCGUCUCGUCCGGGAAUGCCGCGGCCGGGAAUUCCUGCCCGUCCUCGCACAGCUCGCUGACGGAGCGGCACAAAAUCCUGCACCGGCUGCUGCAGGAGGGGAGCCCCUCGGACGUGCCGGGCUUGGAGCAGGACAAGAAGGAGAGCGCGGGCGGGAAUCCCGGCGGGAAUCCCGGCGGGAAUCCCGGCGGGACGGCGGAGGCGGAGAAGAAGAAGGAGAGCAAGGAUCACCAGCUGCUGCGGUACCUGCUGGACAAGGACGAGAAGGAGGCGGCAGCCGCGCUCGGCCUGGACGACGUCAAGGUCAAGGUGGAGAAGGGCGAGGCCCCGGAGCCCUGCCCGGCCCCGCCCGGAGCGAUUCCCAAAAUCCCACCCGGGGACGACGGAAAGGCGGAGGCGGCGCCGGGCCAGUUCUCGGCCGAGCUGGAGCAGCUGGAUCAGCUCCUGCCUUCCUUGGAAAAAUCGGCGCCGAUUCCCGGGAUUUGCGGCCCGGAAAGGAACGAAUCCGGAAUUUCCGGAAUUCCCGGAAUUUCUGGAAUUCCUGGAAUUUCUGGAAUGUCUGGAGUGUCUGGAGGAGUGACCCCCCUGCAGCCCAGCACGGCCGCCAGAGCCCCCACGGCUCUGGGCCCCUCCCCCGCUCCUCGCGCUCCCUUCGACUUCUGCGACCCCGGGAAUUCUGGGAAUUCUGGGAAUUCUGGGAAUUCUGGGAAUUCUGGCGCCUCCCGCGGCCCCGCCCAGCCUGGAAGAAACUCCGGGAACGUUCCCAAUCCUUUCCCUCCGGAUUCAGGUUAUUCCCCGAGAUUCCUGAGUGGGAGGGAUGAGACUGAGCUGGGGGAGAUCGACCGCGCCCUCGGCAUCGACAAACUCGUGCAGGGCGGUGGCCUGGAGGCGCUGACGGAGCGAUUCCAACCCCACCAAGCCACGCCCCCUCCGCUGCUCCUGGAGCAAAAACCGGGAAUGAUUAUUCUGGGGUUGAUUUUGGUAAUUUCUGUCCCUCCCCAGCCCCCCCUGAACGCUCAGAUGCUGGCUCAGCGGCAGCGGGAGCUCUACAGCCAGCAGCACCGGCAGCGGCAGCUGAUGCAGCAGCGCGCGCUCCUGAUGCGGCAGCAGCAGCAGCAGCAGCAGCAGCAGCAGCAGCAGAAUUUCGGGAAUUCCGCCGGCGUCGCCAUGGCGGCGCCCCGGGUGGCCCAAGCCCCUCCCCAACAAUUCCCCUUCCCCGCCCCCCCCGGGUACGGCGCCGGCGCCGGGAGCGCCCCCGGCUUCUCCGGCGAGGGCCGCGCCUCCCUCGGGAACCGCGGCGCCAUGGGAGCCCCGUUCGGAGCCGGGGUGGGCCCGGCCGGGAUGCAGCAGAACCUGUUCCAGUACUCGGGAUCAG
This is a messenger RNA of Sturnus vulgaris (Common starling), 3242 nucleotides long. Lineage: Eukaryota; Metazoa; Chordata; Aves; Passeriformes; Sturnidae. The record is from RefSeq and is a predicted model, not a curated record.